UCAAAGCAGGAGCCCUUCGUGGCAGUGAGUUGGUGUUGAGGCUCCAGCCUGACCAAUCCUGUGGGUCGACAAAACAGUUUCAGGACACCAGAAUACACGGAGAGUCGACCACGAUGCAGAAAGAGCAGAGGGAGUCCAGGGAAAACAGCUCAGCCUCACAGCCUCAGGCCUGCACGGACAGUGUUCAGCCAGAAGAAUUAACCUCGAGUCUGCACACUUUUAAGAACAAGGCCUUUAAAAAAUCCAAAGUGUGUGGAGUUUGCAAACAAAUUAUUGACGGUCAAGGUAUUUUAUGCCAAGCCUGCAAGUAUUCCUGCCACAAGAAAUGUGAAGCCAAGGUGGUGAUUCCCUGCGGUGUGCAAGUCCAACUGGAACAGGCUCCAGGGAGUUCCACACUGUCCAGUUCUCUCUGCCAUGAUAAACCUCUGUGGCUCGUCAUCCUGAGUCCCACCAUGGAGGAGGGCCAUGGGCUGGACCUCACUUACAUCACGGAGCGCAUCAUCGCCGUGUCCUUCCCCGCCGGCUGCUCCGAGGAAUCCUACCUGCACAACCUGCAGGAGGUCACGCGCAUGCUCAAGUCCAAGCAUGGGGACAACUACCUGGUAUUGAAUCUUUCAGAAAAGAGAUAUGACCUUACAAAGCUUAACCCAAAGGGCGGGAAAGGAUGCAUAGGAGUGGUCAUAUCAUCCUACAUGCAUUUCACCAACAUCUCAGCCAGCGCCGACCAGGCCCUUGACAGGAUUGCAAUGAAGAAGUUUUAUGAUGACAAAGUUUCAGCUUUAAUGCAGCCUUCCCAAAAACGGUACGUUCAGUUCCUCAGUGGGCUCCCGUCCGGAUCGGUGAAAAUGAAUGCCUCUCCCCUGUUCCUGCAUUUUGUCAUCCUCCACGGCACCCCCAACUUCGACACAGGUGGAGUGUGCCGGCCCUUUCUGAAGCUCUACCAAGCCAUGCAGCCUGUGUACACCUCCGGGAUCUACAACAUUGGCCCAGAAAACCCCAGCAGGAUCUGCAUCAUCAUCGAGCCGGCCCAGCUUCUGAAGGGAGAUGUCAUGGUGAAAUGCUACCACAAGAAGUACCGCUCGGCCACCCGUGAUGUCAUUUUCCACCUGCAGUUUCACACUGGGGCUGUGCAGGGCUACGGGCUGGUGUUUGGGAAGGAGGAUCUGGACAAUGCCAGCAAAGAUGACCGUUUUCCUGACUAUGGGAAGGUUGAAUUAGUCUUCUCUGCCACGCCUGAGAAGAUUCAAGGGUCCGAACACUUGUACAACGACCACAGUGUGAUUGUGGACUACAACACAACAGACCCACUGAUAUGCUGGGACUCGUACGAGAACCUCAGUGCAGAUGGAGAAGGCCUUGUGGGAUGGAAUUUCAACUCAAGGAAUUGUUGCAAUGCAAAUACACCUGGACCAGAGGUGGAGACCCACAGACGGAAUGCUGAUGGCAGCAUCUUCUGAGCCAGUGGUGUGAGCAGGCGGGAGACUGCUGUGGACUGUGUGGUUGGAGGUGGUGGAGCCAUGCAGGCUUCAUAAAGCAGCAGAGACCCCCUUUAUGGGCAGAGUCACGCCCAGACUCCUCAGGGAUAUAGUGGGUGAGAGUGCAGCCUCCUCCCAGCGCCUGGUUCAUCCCUUGCAGCCUCGAUGAUAUCUGAAGCCCAUGAGCACCCCCAGGGAGAUGGAGGGACAGGGGAGGACUCAGAGCGAGCUCAGGACUGGUAUCCGGAUGCUUAGCCCAGAACCCACCACACGGAAUCUGAGUCGUCUCCCAAAACUGGAUCUCAGCAACCUUCCCUUGAACCACUGCCUGAGCAUUCUUGAGAAUUCCAGCUCCUGAGUUACAGACAAGCACGGAGCCUUUCCUCAAAUCUGCAUCCCCUCCUCCUGAAUCCCCUCCAUCCCCAUGUGCUGUCUGGCGUGUCUGGGGUACCUGAUUCAAUGGAGUGAGUUUUAUGCUUUUCUUUCUUUCUUUUACAUACAUUUAAGAUUGUAUCAAUACUUUUUGAAGAUGUAAAUUAUCAAAAAGAAGGAAUAAUUACCCCCAUCUUACCGUCUAAAGAUGAAGCACUCGUCACUGGUGUAUUUUCGGCAUGAUUUCUAAAUAUCAUGUGAUUUGUCAUA
Messenger RNA from Pongo pygmaeus (Bornean orangutan), 2117 nucleotides. RefSeq names its product tensin-3-like. The record is from RefSeq and is a predicted model, not a curated record. NCBI's taxonomy places the organism in Eukaryota, Metazoa, Chordata, Mammalia, Primates, Hominidae. Bases 114 to 1457 code for a protein of 447 amino acids. The transcript has 18 exons. Gene Ontology annotation, cellular component: focal adhesion.